Molecule: messenger RNA, 522 nt
Organism: Paramecium sonneborni
Lineage: Eukaryota; Ciliophora; Oligohymenophorea; Peniculida; Parameciidae
Source: the annotation of a GenBank genome assembly
AUGGAAUAAUCCCUCAUUAAUAUAUUACAAAAAAAAUUAAUCCAAAAGUCGAGGAUGCUGUUGAUAAAACUUAAAAUAACAAACCUGAAGAUUAAAACUUAAAUAAAGGUGAAUAGAUUAAUCUUAAAUUACAUAAAAGAACAAAAAGAACAAGGAAGAGUUUUAGAUCCAAAAUCUUGAAAUUUGCAAAUAAAUUAGAUUUGGAGGAUAAAAGAUAUGAACUUGACUUUUUACCCUUUUUAAUAUCUGUUUAAGUUAGUUUGUAUCAUGUAUGUAAACUCUUGACACCUUGGUAUUAAGUAGAAAUAAAGAAAUAACCAUUUAGUUCAUUCACCUAAAUGUUAUUAAUCAAUACUUUUCCUGAGAUUAAAAUCUCCUAAUUACCUUGAGAAGCAAGAUUUUAUUUCAAUAUUAUUGCUCAUAGCUCAAUAGGACAACAGUAAAUUAUAGGUUGCACAACUAUGUUUAUAUUUUCAGAAGAGAAAAGAUUUAGAGCUCAUAUGAAUUCAUUAAAUAUCUGGC